This is a messenger RNA of Cylas formicarius (sweet potato weevil), 4116 nucleotides long. RefSeq lists its product as uncharacterized. Bases 281 to 3217 code for a protein of 978 amino acids. Gene Ontology annotation, molecular function: protein binding. NCBI's taxonomy places the organism in Eukaryota, Metazoa, Arthropoda, Insecta, Coleoptera, Brentidae. The record is from RefSeq and is a predicted model, not a curated record. The transcript has 10 exons.
GUAUUCCUGCUGCGACGAAACAUAUGUUUCGCACAAGGUAUUAUUUAGGCAAAACAAUCAGUGACAAGUUAAUAAAUUUAUAGAAAAAUAUAGUGCGUCGUGCUACAAAUUCGUUUCCCUAUAAAACUCGCAUCCAGUUUUUAGUUGCCUACAUCUCAUCUGCGAAGGGGCGUGAAAGUUUAUUCUAGCAUCUGGCGCAUUUUAAUUGACUUCUUGCGGCUACCGUGACAAAAAUUGAGAAUUUUUGCGUACUUAAAUCUGGAAAGUGAUAUUUCUCAAUAUGAAGAUGGCAACGUAUGCAGGAAUGAGUCUGAGGGGAGAAGUAAGGGAAAGUGUUUCCUUGGACGAGGACGAUUUAAGCGACGUGGAAGACGAAGUUUUCAUAAGAGACGGAAAAAACGGUUAUAAGUUGGCGGAAGAGAUGAAUGUGAAAAGGCCGCUUAUGGCGCCCAGAAGAAAAGCCCUGAAAUCGGAUGCCGGAUCAAGAUUAAAACAGAAACACAAUUGUAGGGUAUUCUGGAAGCCUUGCUGUUAUGUUUUUGCUGCCCUUAGUGUAUUAAUUGGGCUUAUAGCUUUAGUGGUAGUUUUGGUGUCACUAUAUCCGUUACCACUCGACAAAUUAAGAGACUGGGUGAUAUCCACCGCGAAAAUCGAGAAAACUCCUAAGCUUUUGCCCUGCAGCAAUUUGAAAAUCACCGAUGUUUGGACCGUUAAUCUACCGACGCUAAUCACCGACUCGCCUGUCAGAAGUUUGGAUGUGAACGGCGAUGGAAUUGAUGACAUUCUAUUUGGUUUCGGAACAGCAGGUAAUCAUGACGUGUUGCCGCCAGAUAUAUUUUGCCUUAUAUUCAUGGGGGUUCCGCCACCGUGUCAGGGAGGGGUGAUGGCUUUGAAUGGAACAGAUGGAGAGAUGUUGUGGAAACUUUGGAUCAACGAUACGAUAUUUAGCCUGCAGUGCUCAGCAGAUUUGAACGGAGAUAACGUGAUGGACUGCUUAGCUAUUGGCGAAUAUGGGACAAUCCUGACCAUCGAUUCAAAAACUGGUUCGACUAUAUGGCAGCUAAAUACCAGAAAACUGGACAUUUUUGUAGGCAAUUUUAUUGCGGAUUGCAAUGGCGAUAACAUUUCAGACGUCAUAACAUCACACUCUUCAUUGGAAGGCUCCAAUGACGGUCAUAUCGAAAUUCUUUCUGGUAAAAAUGGAGCACCGAUUGUUCUUACCGCUCUGCCUAACAGAAGCCAAUCUUAUUUCAUGCCGGAAGUGCUACAGCGUGACGAAAAUGUCACUUAUAUAUUGUACGGUACUGGAAGUCCGAACUGGCCUGGAAACUUAAGCGCAGUUCCAUUACAGGACUUCAUAGCGGGAAAUUUGUUAAACAAAUCGAACGUGAUUUACGAAGAUAAACACAAAGGGAUGGUAACCCAACCAGUACUGGUAGAUAUAACUGGCGAUGGCGUUUCGGAUAUAGUCGCUUCUAUGUAUAACUCGACAGUGGUCGCAAUCGACGGGCGAACUUUUCAACAAAUCUGGAACUAUUCCCUGGGGAACGCCGUAACGAACGUUAGCCCUACGCCCGGCUACUUUAAUUUCGACAACGUCACCGAUUUUUUGGUGAUUUACCAGCAAUACGACAAUAUUUUGAACUACAAUUAUACGCAGGCUUUCAUAAUCGACGGCAAAACCGGACAACCGAUUUACAACCCAGUGAGUGGAGGCGUCGUCACCCAAAUGGGCGGGUUGACAUUGAGAAUGGAGUCAUAUGGUUACGACCUAUUUCUUUUCUGGACGAGCGAGUGUUCCAGAAGCGAGCCAUUGAAAAAAUACGCAUUUUCGACGAUUCCAACCGCAAUGUACGACGAAUGCAAAAAACAGUUUAAUUCGACGACUAUUCACAAACUUAAUGCUCUCGACGAAUUUCACCAGCCACCAGGAGUGACGAUUUACAGUUCCCUUGGUCGAGAGACACUGGAAUACAACGUCAAACCCGUGAUGUAUAAUAUAAGGAAGUAUUACAAAAACCGAGCCAAAUUAAGAUUUCCGAAUGAUAACGUCGGCCAAUCGGAAAUACCGAAGGUCUACAGCGGAGAUCCAGUUCCGAUCGGGAUUAGAAAAUACGGAAAAUCGAGUUUCCGACACAAAGACAGGCCCGGCGGGAUAAUAAAAGAUUACGCCUCAAACGGUGAAAGCGACACCGACGUCGACAGCUUUUUGGAUCCCUUAAACGAGCACGAGGAUCCUACAGCCGGAAAUUCUCCCGAUUUCUGGCAGAACCAAAUAAUGGGGCAAGAUCUACAGUCGGAAUUCAAAAAUUACGACGACACCAUUCCGUAUAACCAAAACCAAAUGAUAUUCGACGACGCCGGUCAGCAACAGACCAACGUCAGAGAUCCCAGAGACAAGGAUGCGAAGAAGUCGAAGAAGAAGAACCUGUCCGACAAAAUUUAUGGCUACCACAAUCUCCGAUUAUCGAAAAAUCGUCUUUUGCGAGACGACGAGAGUUUACCCACCGAUAUCAUACGCGAGACGUACUUCAAAAAUGAAGAAAACAGGUUAAAGAAAUCGCGCUUCGAACAGAGAGAUGUCAACUUGCACGCGGACAGAUCCAAAGACGACGAGGAAAUCAAGAGGAUUCUGGAGGAGGAAAAGAGGGCGGUGCUCAACGGGUCGCUCACUCUGUGGGAUUUGGAGACGGAGAAAGAAAUACAAGAGAAACGGAACGGGUUUUACAAGCGAGAGAAGAGAGGCUACGAUGCAUUGGUGUUUGAUUCUGUCGUCAAGAUUACAUCAGUUGGUACGGUGCUAAGCUCGUUGAACAACUCGAACGCUUCAAACUCCAUCGACGUAGUCUUUAUUAAAUACUGGCAGUCUGACGGGAAACCCAUAGAAAAUCUUCUAAACGAGGACAUUGAACAGUGUGUGAGCGAACGCACAAACAAAUCGUCAUCGAACGCGCUAGAUCAAAAAAAAAUAUGUCUGGAGGAGCAAACAACACUGAAGGAUUCGUUCAAGUAUUGGAACGAGUUGAGUCGGUUAAAAGUGAGCCAGAUGACCGUGUACAGGCUGAGGAUCGAGUGCGAAUGCGAAUCGGUAAAAGCAAACCAGUUCGAAAGGUGCGUCAGGUUUUUGCCUGGCAAUCGACAGAAUUGGUCGUCGUAUUUGGGGAAGUUUGGCAACGCCAUUUUCAUAAAUAAAGCAAAGCCAUUAGGAAGAACAUGAGUGUAAAUAUUGCUGUACAAUGGAGGUUUGUGGUAUUUAUUUUUUAGGUAACGAAGAUGGGUUUUGAAAUGAAUCAGUUAUAUUCACUCACUGCUGGCAGCAAGUUAGACUUUUAAGGAAACUGAGUGGAAAAUUUAAAAAGUGUUUUUUUUACACAUGGUGUGUUCUCACAUUCAAUAUCAAACAAGUAUACAGUAUUCGAUAUUUUAAACUUAUUUCAGUUUUAUGAAACAUCGGUAUGCAUUGUCAAAAAAUUCAAAUUUUUCCAGAGCUUCUAUAACAAAAUUUGUAAAUGCAUAAAAGUUAACAUGUCCCGGACACUUUAAUUGAAAAAGAUCGAAGAACUAUUAGAUGACAGCACAGAUAUUCUAUGCGAACAGCGUGGUUUGGUUUAAAAUCAAACAAAAGAACGCAGUUUAUUCUAUCGCACAUUAUUAUUUGCCUGGAAAUUUCUUCUUACAACCGCGAGAAUAAUUCUAUAAACUACUAUGAUGGUAAAAGCCGAAAUUUUGGAUAUAGUUUACGAAACUCGCAAACAACAUUUGCCAUUAUACAGUGGAGACAAAAAUAAUAAUGUAAACAAUAAAAUACAAUCUACCUAUUUAGUCAUAUACAUAACACAUCAUUUAAAUGAGCUUUCUCCAUUUUUGUAUCAAGUUUUUAUUUCGGAAUUUAGGUAUAUGAAUAUGGAGAAGAGUUUUUAAUUUUAUUUGAAAAUAGUCUACAAAUUCUAAAAAACCGCUAAAUAAAUUAUAUAAAAUAGCGGGGAAGAUACAAUAAUUUCCUUUGAAAUAUCAGCUUUUUCGUAGGAGCGGCAACGUUGCAUCUCUAAAAAUGAUUUAGAUACAUACAUCGCUGGCGCUUAGGUAAAUCAUCAAAUGUUACCUUACCUUAUUUUU